CCCGUUUUUUUAUAGUGUUUAUAUAUUAUAUCAUAUACAUUAUCGGUCUGGAACAAGGCAAAUGAACUGGUCGCUUAGGACAUCAAUUCUAGUUGUAUGUAAAAUAUUAUGGAAAAAAUUAUAUAAGAAUACAAACUUUAUUUGAGUGUAAAACAUUAUGAAGAUAGAAAAAAUGUCAGCUGUGACAUAUAUCACAUGUUACAUACGUUUUGUUUGAACUUCACAAAGCCAUUUUUACCUUCUUUGCCAAUAUUAACAUGUCUCAAAUAUAGACUCCUUCUUUAUCGGUGUUCCAUCAACCAAUCUCUCAAGAAUCUUCCUUCUCCCUCUCUCCUUUGCUCUCCCUCUUGCCAAACUUAAAAAGUUUCUAUCUAUUCCCAACUGAAUCAAAACAAACUGAUUCGGUUGUCAAUUUGAAUAAUCACACAGAAAAACCAUUAACAAAAUCACCAUUUUGGCAAAACUCUUAUUACAGUUGCUCAAGAAUUUGCAAUUGCAUGUUGAACAAAAUCUUUGUUAUAUAUUGUUUAGGUGUUGAUUCUAAUAGAGAUGUUAUCUUUUCGAAUCCCAUCUAUCCGAACCCAACCUACGGCGUUUGCAGCUAAAAUAACAGACACCACAAAGACCGUGGCACAACUCAAAUCAGCUGCAACCCCCACGCCUCAUAGCACAGUCACGUGCGGUUAUCAAGCUCACGUGGCGGGUUUCUUUCGAAACAUAACUGUUUUAUGGUCCAAGAAUCUCAUGAACCAUUCCCUUACCGUCAUGGUCUCGAGUUUAGACAAUGACAUGAACUAUUGCUGCAAGAUUGAUCUCGUGAAGCCAUGGCAGUUCUGGAGCAAGAGAGGAUCAAAGUCAUUCGACGUAGAAGGAAACUUUGUGGAAGUCUUCUGGGAUCUAAGGGCGGCGAAGUUGUCAGGAAACGGUAGCCCCGAGCCGAUGUCAGAUUAUUACGUGGCAAUAGUUUCUGAUGAAGAGGUUGUUUUGUUAUUGGGAGAUUUAAAGCACAAGGCUUACAAGCGGACUAAGUCAAGACCCGCGUUGGUCGAAGGGUAUAUAUAUUUCAAGAAAGAGAGCAUAUUUGGGAAGAAAACUUUUUCAACUCGAGCAAGAUUCGACGAGCAGAGAAAAGAACAUGAAGUGGUGGUGGAGAGCUCACACGGUGGAGAUGAUCCAGAGAUGUGGAUAAGCGUGGACGGGAUCGUGAUAAUGCACGUGAAGAAUCUGCAGUGGAAGUUUAGGGGGAACCAGAUGGUGUUGGUGGACAAAACUCAUGUGAUGGUGUACUACGAUGUGCAUGAUUGGUUGUUUGGAAGUUCAGAGUCGACGGCAAGUUCAGGGUUGUUUGUGUUUAAGCCUGUGGCGGUUGGAGGGAUGGUAGAUGAGUAUUUUAGCGAUGCGGAGGAAGGAGACAGCGGAGGAGGGAGUAGUCCUUUGAGUCGAUACAACUCGGCAUCAAGUGGUUAUGGGACAUUAAAUGACUUUUGUUUGUUUCUGUAUGCUUGGAAAGUUGUGUGAGAAAUAUUUAUACCAUAGCAAAUUUGAUAGUGCUUUUUUAAUUUACUUAUCUUAUGUUAAGUUAUUUGAUAACCUAUAUAGAUUUGGGGUCGAGACCAGACUAGUUUUCAAGAUUUGUCAUUUAAGAGGUCUUGAAUAGCUAAGAGGAAUUACAACAAUGUUGAAAGAUAGUGAACCUUGAUUUCUAACUACCAAAACAAUUUUCUAACCAAUGGGAAGAAAAACCAAUGCAUGGGCCUCAUGUUCUUGGUUAGGUUAGAGUAGAAAGAAAGAUUAUGAUUUUUCAGCUUAGAGAUUAUAGAGCUGCUGAUCUGCAUUAAUUAACAUGAUGUAAGUUGAACCAUCAAUACUUGGUUUCCAAAAUUUUAAGAGUUAUUAUAUAUGUAGCAUGACUUUCAAAUUGUCCAUUUUUUUAAAUUAAAAUAUUUAUAACCUUUUGAAUUUUAGUUCUGCCCAUGAGUUGGAACACAAAUCUUUCAAUCUUUGCCAAUCAAAACAAAUAUAAUCAUUUGUGCGACCG
Molecule: messenger RNA, 2038 nt
Organism: Brassica rapa (field mustard)
Lineage: Eukaryota; Viridiplantae; Streptophyta; Magnoliopsida; Brassicales; Brassicaceae
Source: RefSeq, a predicted model, not a curated record